AUGAGUGAGACAACAGAAAAAAACAGGUACUGCCUAGAGUUGACGGCGAAACUUAACGAUUUGAGAAAACAGAAAGUCCUGUGUGAUGUCACACUUUUCGCUGGUGGGGAGACAUUUCUCGCCCACCGAAAUGUGCUGGCUGUGAGCUGUCCCUAUUUUUACAAACUAUUCACUAGUGACAUGAGAGAAAAGACGUCUGAAACUGUUAACCUUGAGGCACUGGAAGUCUCUGCAAAUGUGAUUGACCUACUAUUGACUUACCUUUACACUGGCGUCAUCGAUGUCACGCAACGUAACGCCGAAGAAAUUUUAAUAUCAGCAGAUUAUUUUCUUAUCCCCGAGGCGAAGUUAAUGGCGUCAGAAGAGUUAGUAUCUAACGUUGAUGUCUCUAACUGCCUUUUUUAUCUUGAUUUUGCUGAGCGUUAUAACUGUGAAAGGCUUGCUCAAGCGAGCCGUGUAUUUCUUGACAAACAUUUUCAGGAGGUCACGCUAUCCGAGGAUUUUCUCAAACUUGGUGCUAAGGAAGUCAAAGAUAUAAUUUCAAGCGAUAAUAUUUUUGUGGAGAAAGAAGAAAUAAACAUUUUGAUAACAAGAAAUCUCUGGUAA
Orbicella faveolata is the source of this 606-nucleotide messenger RNA. RefSeq names its product kelch-like protein 21. The record is from RefSeq and is a predicted model, not a curated record. Lineage: Eukaryota; Metazoa; Cnidaria; Anthozoa; Scleractinia; Merulinidae. Gene Ontology annotation, molecular function: protein binding.